Ceraceosorus bombacis is the source of this 1413-nucleotide messenger RNA. The record is from the annotation of a GenBank genome assembly. NCBI's taxonomy places the organism in Eukaryota, Fungi, Basidiomycota, Exobasidiomycetes, Ceraceosorales, Ceraceosoraceae.
AUGCCACGUCGCGUGCAACAUGUCCAGUGAGCUGUGCAAGAGCCUCGCGGCGCUGGCCCCUUGCUUACGAUGUUUCCGCCUCCUUCUUCCCGCCAAAAGCCUCGACUCACCUCCCGAGCUCUCUGCGCUCAAGGUCGAAGCGCUUGCUGCCAUCAAUAGACUGAGACGUCACGUUCCAGAACCGGAGCCGUGUCCCGGUGAUAUACCCGCUUAUCGACGGGCUGCUGUGCUCCUUGGGCUGUUUGGAGGAAGACAUGGGUGAGCAGAGGCUUGAGCCAAAGCUACGUCGAGGAUGGGGGCAUUGCCCGCAGUAGAAGAGCGAGUCGCAUCGCUGUCCUGUCUGCUUUCGCCGCUUCGCAGAUGCAAGUCUUGAGCUUAUUCGCACGUCAUCCCUUCAACAGUGACCUCCACGCCGUUCUUUCACAUCGCGCCGUAGCUCUGAGGUCGCACGGCGGCGACACUGCCAUCCCUGGCGGAAGGUUCGAGGCGAAAGACAAGGAUCUAGAGGCCACUGCUGUGAGUGGAGCGAGCAGAGAGACGGAUUGUUGCCAUACGCAUGGGCUUAGCCGAAUCAUUGUGCUUGCAUGCCGGGCACACCAAGCAGCGGCGAGAAGCUUGGGAAGAGGUGAGUGGUGCAAGAAACGGCAUGAGCUUGAUAACCACCUCGACACUAAGCUGCGCUGCCGAUUACGCAUCACACAGACAGGACUUCCAAUCGACAGUCGGCGCGCCAUUAAGCUGUGCGAGCUACGACCAUUCCUGAGUGCCAACGAGCUGGUGGUCACGCCUAUUGUGGUGUGGUUGAUCGACCCGCUCAUUCAGCCCAAACUGAACCCAUCAGAGGUACAAAGUAUCUUCAGCGUGCCCCUGGAAGCCUUUCUGUAUCACGUUCCGCCCACAUCACUUCGAUCUUCCCUCCGACUAGCGUCUACACCUCAGCCGGACCGCUAUCGACCUCCCAGUGAAGUCAGCGGGCCUUCAGACUGGCACAAUUGUAGGGACAUCAGCUGGCUGGGAUGCAGGGUCAGAAGACACAACUUUUGGCACCGAAGUAAUCCCAUUCGAGGCUUGACCAGGUGAGCAGCCUGCUGCGAAGUUCCCCCUCAUUUUGGUCAAGUCGUAGCUCAAAGACGCUGCACGCCGCUACACAGCGACAUUCUCAUUCACUGCGCAAUGAUGGCAUACGACAAGACGCCCUCUUUCAGCAUGACUGCGCCAGGUCAACCGACGAACGAUGAGCUCAUACGCAAAGCUUUCAAGGGACCCUUGGCAGUCAAGAAACGACGCGUCAGACCGCGCAUGAGUGGCCUAGAGCAGCCAGUAGAUGACGAUAACAAGGAGGGCACACAUCGAAACAGUGCAGGGCCGAGGCCUCUGCCUGCUCUGGGCGCAACGAAGCAUUCGAAAUUGUAA